This is a messenger RNA of Pochonia chlamydosporia 170, 1860 nucleotides long. Its product is annotated as kinesin light chain. NCBI's taxonomy places the organism in Eukaryota, Fungi, Ascomycota, Sordariomycetes, Hypocreales, Clavicipitaceae. The coding region runs from base 1 to 1860 and encodes 619 amino acids. The transcript is spliced from 4 exons. The record is from RefSeq and is a predicted model, not a curated record.
AUGGGUCAGCAAGUUACCAAAGACAUACGCUCACGAUUGGAGCACCAGACUUUGGAAGAAUUGCUUAUUAACGACAAGUAUGUCGAGGAGCUUGAGCGGCAUCUGUUAAGGCUUCCAAAUACAUCCCAUAACAAUCUCGCGAAGAUCUUAGCAUCAUGGGAGAAAGCUCUAUCAAAGAGCAGUAUUUCAAGAUCCCAGUCCAAUCAGCCGCCCAAGGGUUGGAUUUCAUCGGUCAAGGACAGGAAUUCCCGGUCAUACAAGCUCGGUUCAUUAUGGUCACUUCAAUCCCAAGACAUCGACAUCCCUCAGAACGUUGCCGACGUUCUCAAACAAAAUCCCCGGAAUCUUUUACGCCAGACGUCCAAAAACGGUGUCGGCCUUCAAUCUCCGUCUGAUUACUAUGAAUACACCUGCAAUGUGGAAACAGAUCGCAUCCUUUGCAAGAUCUUAUGGAGAUUUCUGACGACUUUCUACUAUGACCUCAUCUCAGAGCUCGACGCUACAAAGAAUCUGCUUUCCAAAACUGAAAAUGGUGGUGUCGCCUUUGUGGUUGCCGUAAUUUGUCAAUCAGGAAAGCAUGACCGCGAUAUCGUUCGGGAAAAAGUGAUAGGCUGGGCGAAGAUAGGUCGAAGAUACCGCGGAUUCAUGGAUGCGCUAUGUUCAGGAUGCUUAUUUCUGUUUCCUGAGAAAAUCAGCGAUCUCGUCUGGGAGACGUAUGUGCCUGUUAAAGGGAGCGCGUUUGCCAAGGUUACCCAGUUUCUUCGAGAAAUUGGUAUUGUUUGCAAAUGCGAGGAAGAAGGCUGGAAUGAUUUGAGCGACCAAAUCUUACAAACCUUACGCGAACCUUUUCGGAGUCUCGUCCCUUUUCAAGUUCAGCCUAGCCAGCAAUCUCAAUUCCGAUGGGCUGGGAAACCCUCGCUUGCGUCAGCUCCAAGCGAUGCCGAUAUACAUAGACAUGAAUCAAGACCUCAACCAAGGCAAGGCCCCAAUCGCGUAGUCAAAAGGACUCGAAAAAAAGGUCCUGCAUCCGUGAGGCAACAGCUGCAGAGCUUCACCGGAGAUCUUGCGGCUCACCAGGCGCCUCGUGCGGAAAAGAGUUUUCCAUUGGUGGCUUGCCAGAGUCACCAUGCGUCAAGAGCUGACAGGUUUGAGACGCAAUAUGACACUCAUGGAGUAGAUCCUCAGGGUCAGUUGCCUCGAAAGGAACGAUGUUGGGCAUCAGCUCCCAACCGUGCUCGGCAGUGGCUCCUAUCAUCUCAGUUAUCUACCAACGAUCGAGAACGAGAUUCACUAAAUGAAAUCUCACUGAACGCAGUGAACCAUGACGUGGAUCAGCAGCAGAGAACAGGGAAAUCAAUUACCGAUACUUUGGGACCUGAGAGAACAGGCUUUGGCCGUAUCAGCGCUCUUUUGAAUGAUGAUACCAAUGCUUCAGCCAUUAGGGCGAUUCAGUUCGAGAAACAUAUUCUUGAACAAAUAGUUCUCGGACGAGCUGCCGAUAUUCUGGGUGAAAUUUGGUUCGGUAGCCCGCCGGGGUUUGUGCCGUUCGUUUCACUAAGACUAUCGGGAGCAUUGCGAGAUAUUAUUAAGCUAUCUGGUCAAGAGGUCCUUAUGCCUGAACCUUCUCCGGAUACUGCCAGGACAUUUACAGGUGUAUACUCAAUCGAAUUUGAGUGUUUCAGACAAUUGAUUCAACGCGAUGGGUUUGGUGCGAUAUUUUGGAACGAAUACGGGGGAGAAGCGUUCGUAGCGAUGCAAGUGUUGGAUAAGGAACUGAUAGAGGCGUUUAUUCAAGCAAGCCAGGCCACUAUUAGCGUCCUUCCGAUGUUGGAUACUGUUACAACUGGCAAUUCAGCCUAA